UUGUGCGUAAACACUGCUCCUGUUUUUUUGGCUGCGAUUCCUUCAGAAAAUCCAUCAUCAUGGGUUUCUAUUCUCUGGCUGUAACUUUCCUUUGCACUCUAGUGCUUCCAGUUCUGCUAUUUUUAGUAGCGGUGAAAUUGUGGGAGAUGUUCAUGAUCCGUGGACGCGACUCCAGUUGCCCACGUCCCCUUCCUCCAGGUACCAUGGGUAUGCCGUUCAUUGGAGAGACACUUCAACUGAUUCUUCAGAGGAGAAAAUUCUUGAGGAUGAAACGCCAGAAAUAUGGAUAUAUCUACAAAACUCACCUAUUCGGCAAUCCUACUGUACGCGUACUGGGUGCUGACAACGUGAGGCAAAUUCUGUUGGGCGAAAACAAACUUGUUGCUGUCCAGUGGCCCGCCUCCGUGAGGACCAUCUUGGGCUCAGAUACUCUUUCUAAUGUCCACGGAUCCCAGCACAAGAACAAGAAAAGGGCGAUUAUGAAGGCAUUCUCCCGGGAAGCGCUCGAGCACUAUAUCCCAGUCAUCCAGGAGGAGGUGAGGAGCGCCCUGAAGGACUGGCUCCAGCGCGACGCGUGUGUGCUCGUUUACCCCGAGAUGAAGCGACUCAUGUUCCGCAUCGCAAUGAGGAUCCUUCUCGGUUUCGAGCCUGAUCAAAUCAAGACAGACGAGCAGCAGCUGGUCGAGGCGUUCGAGGAAAUGAUUAAGAAUCUGUUUUCUCUCCCAAUUGACGUUCCUUUCAGUGGCCUUUAUCGGGGACUGAAAGCCCGAAAUUUUAUCCACUCCAAAAUCGAAGAGAACAUUCAAAAGAAACUCCAAGAGGAGGACUCUGAGCGCCAGCACAAAGAUGCCCUUCAGUUACUGAUUGAAAACAGCAGAAAAUGUGAAGAGCCCUUCAGUAUGCAGGCAAUAAAGGAGGCUGCUACAGAAUUGCUAUUUGGAGGGCAUGAGACCACUGCCAGCACAGCAACUUCCCUGGUGAUGUUUCUUGGGUUGCAUCCAGAAGUGGUUCAGAAAGUGCGUGAGGAACUGCAUGAGAAGGAGGAGGCUGGGAUGUACUCCGAGGGAAAGACUCCAAGUAUGGAGCUCCUGGAGCAGCUGAAGUACACUGGCUGUGUGAUCAAGGAGACGCUCCGCAUCAACCCUCCAGUCCCCGGGGGCUUCCGGGUAGCCCUCAAGACAUUUGAACUUAACGGCUACCAGAUUCCCAAGGGCUGGAAUGUCAUCUACAGCAUCUGUGACACCCACGACGUCGCCGACAUCUUCCCCAACAAGGAGGACUUCCGUCCAGAGCGCUUCAUGUCCAAGGCCUCCGAGGACUCCUCGCGGUUCAACUACAUCCCAUUCGGAGGAGGCUCGCGCAUGUGCGUGGGGAAGGAGUUUGCUAAGGUGCUACUCAAAACGUUCCUCAUCGAGCUCACGCAGCAAUGUAACUGGACUCUGUCAAACGGACCCCCAACCAUGAAAACUGCACCGACAGUAUAUCCUGUGGACAAUCUCCCCACCCGAUUCAGUAGUUACAUUAGAAAUUAAUACCCUUCAACCCUCCAACUCUUCCACCCCACCCCUCAAAAAUCUGUAUAUAGCCAAUUAGCAUGGAAGAUGUACAUAUAGACAUAUUUAAAAUGUUUUAGAUGAAAUUGCUGGGUAUUUAACAUCCUAUAUGAUUUUUGUUAAUACAGAUAGAUGUAUGUAUGUGUAUAUAUAAAUAUAUAAAACAACAUAUUUUUUAAACAAAGGGCACUCUUUUCAUGGACAACUUGAAUUCUUUUCUCAGGAGUCUGUGAUGUAUAUUUGUAAUGUAGCCAUUUUAUAUAGUGUUUGCUUUUUGUAUGGAACUUAUUUAAAUGAGACUUUAUUGUAUGGGCUUUAUUUAAUAAAAAAAACAACAAUUUACA
Molecule: messenger RNA, 1897 nt
Organism: Alosa alosa (allis shad)
Lineage: Eukaryota; Metazoa; Chordata; Actinopteri; Clupeiformes; Clupeidae
Gene: cyp26a1
Product: cytochrome P450 26A1
Exons: 7
Coding region: 60-1532 (490 amino acids)
Biological process (GO): sterol metabolic process
Molecular function (GO): monooxygenase activity; oxidoreductase activity, acting on paired donors, with incorporation or reduction of molecular oxygen; iron ion binding
Source: RefSeq, a predicted model, not a curated record